UCCGAAAAUGGCGCUGUCCUGUGUGGCGGUAUGCCGCGGUUUGUCUGUGGCAUUGUACGGAAUCAGAAUUAAUGGGGUCACAGUUAUAUACUCCUCUUUCACGGCCACCUCUGGAGCAAGACUGCCGCUGUACAGACACUACUCAUCCCCCAAAUCCAGGCUAGGGAUUGGCCUGCAAGUUGUGUCAAGGCUGCAAGAGGCCAAUGCCAAAUAUGAACUCUUCCUCCAAAGAUGUUUUCCUCGCUUUUAUGUUCUCCAUCACACUUUUACGAGAGGUAUUCAGCUCCUUUUCCAAGAUGCCAAAGAGGUGAAGGUGAUAAAAACAAGGAUGCUCACCAACAGUGUCGAAGUCCAGGACUUGCCCUAUCGUGAUAUGGAGAAACUCAGGCAGUUUCGCAGAGACAUGAUCAAAGCCAUUCCGCUGCUGUUAAUUUCUAUUCCUCCAUUUGCCAACUACCUGGUUUUUGUCCUAAUGUACCUUUUCCCCCGCCAGCUCCUGAUCCGCCACUUCUGGACCCCCCAGCAGCAGAAUGAGUUCCAGGGAGUGAACCAUUCCCACAGGGCCCAACACCACUGGGCAGUGCUGAAGGGGCUUGAGAGUGCAGGUUCACAUGUCAAAGAUGGCUGCCUAAAGAUCAGCCUACUAGACCUCUGCAACAAGGUGCAAAGUGGGGUACACCCUAACAUAUCUGACAUCCAGGCGAUUCGAGGCUUGUUUUCUGGACCUCCCCUGAGUAUCAAGAGAAUAAACGCAGAUCAGAUGAGGCAACUCUGUCCCCUGUUCUUCCUGACUCCCCACCUCCCAACCCCCAUGAUUGGCACUCGACUGAACAGCCACGCCAUAGAGCUGCUACAGCUGGACCGUGCUCUCAGCAGACAUGGCCUGCACCAGUUGGAUGACUCUGAGCUGAGACAGGCAUGCUAUGUCAGGGGACUUGACUCUGGCAGUCUCAGCGUCAACCAGUGUCAGGAAUGGCUUUCACAGUGGCUCCAGUUUUCCUCUCGCCUGAAAGAGUCGGAGGUCUCUCUGCUUGUGCACAGUAUGGUCUUGCUUUCUGCCAACUACCCAAAGCCUUCCCGCUAUUGACAGGAAGGAACAAGGAGUGAUCUGCCACUUCCAUUAAUUCAGCCAUCUCUCACCAUGUGGGGCAGGGCAACUUUCCCAUAGGGUGUCAACAUCUGCAGUCUACCAACAGAAGAAAUACCAAGCUUUACAACUCACAUCUCACUUUUAGAAGGUGAUUACUUAAUGCAGUGGAUUUAUUUGGUGAAGGAAAUGUGAUAACAUAACAACUGUUGCAAUCUCGAACUGGUCAAUGUUUUCAGGCUCAAAAUCAAAUCAGUUAUUUGUCACGUGUACAGGAUACAGCAUGUGUAAAUGGAACAGUGAAAUGCUUAUUUGCAAGCUCUGCUCAAGUGCAGUACUUAGGCUUGAAUGUAGUUUUGUUUACUUGUAAAGCUGAUGUUUUGUCAUAAGAUGUGGAGAAUGUGUAGCAUAGCUGGGGGAAAAAAAUAUUAUGUUCAGCUAACCAUAUUAAUACAGGUAACAUUUGAAAAGUAGUUUGCCAACAAGUCUGCCGACAUUCCAACCCACACCUACUAUAUAGCCUUUUUGGAGAGCAUAUGGUGUCAUUUUACUGGUCAUAUAUACAGGGGGUGGUAGUACUUGGUACAGUAGUAAGUAAGCUUUUGAGAUUGGGAAUUGAGAGUAGAUAGUACAUAUUCUAUGGAAUGUUGUUACAUACGACAGCAUUGGCAUGCAACAUUAGGUGCAAUUGUACGGUGAUAUUGAAUCUCAGGACACUGGGGAAUAAUAUGCCAUUUAGCAGACGAUUUAAUCCAAAGCGAUUUAGUCAUGCGUGGUCCUGGGAAUCGAACCCACUACCUUGGCGUUACAAGCACUUAGCGCUACCAACUGAGCUACAAAGGACACACUGCAAUUCAACAGGCCUUUCGAAGCAUUUACAUGUUUCAGCUAUGAUGGCACUUUACUUCAAGCAUUAUUUACUUGAUAGGAAAUGCAUUUAAUGUUGGAAAGAUUUAGUUGGAACCUUAUACACAGCUACAGAACUGUUGUAACAUGAGGUUUUUCUGGAAAUACUAGGAGAUCAUUUUUUUAAAUAGGAAAUGCCCUCAAUCCAUGUGCCUUGCUUGUGGACUGGUGCAAUCAAAUUGAAAUGUAUGGGAUUGCUAGCCAGUGGUUUUGAAGUUGCCAAUAAGAUUCUCAGAUACUAAAUAUGCAAACUGUUUUCUUACAAAAAAAAUUUUAAUCUACUUGUUCAACUCCUUUGGGGAUUGUGUUUUGAAAUCAGUUAUCUGGUGUAUUAAGGUAAUCUGUGUCUGAAAUAAAAUGUACUAUCUGAAAUA
Molecule: messenger RNA, 2367 nt
Organism: Coregonus clupeaformis (lake whitefish)
Lineage: Eukaryota; Metazoa; Chordata; Actinopteri; Salmoniformes; Salmonidae
Product: LETM1 domain-containing protein 1
Exons: 9
Coding region: 8-1087 (359 amino acids)
Biological process (GO): intracellular monoatomic cation homeostasis
Cellular component (GO): mitochondrial inner membrane
Molecular function (GO): ribosome binding
Source: RefSeq, a predicted model, not a curated record